Messenger RNA from Mastomys coucha (southern multimammate mouse), 4710 nucleotides. It is a transcript of the gene Pnma2, whose product is annotated as PNMA family member 2. Bases 576 to 1670 code for a protein of 364 amino acids. The transcript is spliced from 2 exons. The record is from RefSeq and is a predicted model, not a curated record. Lineage: Eukaryota; Metazoa; Chordata; Mammalia; Rodentia; Muridae.
AGGAGACUGAGAAGGGAGGGUACGAGGGGGUGGGGGGCUCCGGGAGCCCGCGCUCCGGAAGUGAAGCGGCCACUCCGCCCGCUAAUGGACGCGCGGCAGCCGCCCGACAGACUGCUCUCGGCACCAGGGUGAGUGUCGGAUAGCUACAGCUGAACCCGAAGGAGCAGACCCUGGCCCAGAGUCCCUCUCCCCGACCUGUCUCACUGCAUUGCUAAGGAGUCCUUGCCACCUUGCUGUGUGACUCCCCAGAGAGUGCUAGAGUGGAAGCCACCUCCCCGCUGACUAGAGGUGAAGUGACAGAAACCAGGAGAUAGUGGGCAAAGCAGUUGUUCCAGGUGCCUCCUGGUGACAAGAGUCAGCACCACGCAACUACGACCAGCCCUUGGAGACAGCAGCAAACCCGCUGCAGAGCAACAGCCCACUCUACCUACAUUGCAGGACCCAUCCGAUUGGCUGUGGAUCUGAAGACACACCGGGGAGUAUCUGGCUCCUUGCUACUGGGUUAAGGGACAAGGCACUUGGUCCACAGGCUUUGAGUUGCUUGGAGACCAAGUCCAGAGACAUACCCUGGGACAAUGGCAGUGGCCCUGCUGGAGGAGUGGUGUAAGAUCAUGGGUGUGGAUGUUCAGAAGUCACUGCUGGUGACCGGCAUUCCAGUGGACUGUGGUGAGCCUGAGAUCCAGACAGUCCUCCAGGAGGCGCUGAAGUGUGUCGGCAGCUACCGGCUACUAGGCAAGAUAUUCCAGAAGCAAGACAACACCAGUGCUGUCUUUCUAGAACUUAUGGAAGACACGGAUAUGUUUGUGGUCCCCAGGGAGGUGCAGGGGAAGGGAGGUGUCUGGAGAGUGAUCUUUAAGACCCCUAAUCAGGACACUGAGUUCCUCCAAAGACUGAACCUGUUCCUAGAGAAAGAAGGGCAGACGGUCGCAGGGAUGUUCCGAGCCCUUAAGCAUGAGGGAGUGUCUCCAGCUACCACACCCUGCACAUCCCCUGAGUUAUUGGCCCACUUGGUGGGGCAGGCAAUGGUUCACGCCCAGAGGCCCUUGUUGCCUGUGAGGUACUGUAAGCUGAGAGUCUUCUCUGGAAGCACAGUAGCUGCCCCAGAGGAGGAGCCCUUUGAGGUCUGGUUGGAACAGGCCACUGAGAUAGCCAAAGAAUGGCCCAUUCCUGAGGCAGAAAAGAAACGGUGGGUGGCAGAGAGCCUCCGUGGCCCUGCCCUGGACCUCAUGCACAUAGUACAGGCAGACAACCCUUCCAUCAGUGCGGAAGAAUGUCUGGAGGCCUUCAAGCAGGUGUUCGGGAGCCUGGAGAGCCGUAGAACCUCUCAGGUAAAAUACCUAAAAACCUAUCAGCAAGAAGGAGAGAAAAUCUCAGCCUAUGUGCUCCGACUGGAAACUCUGCUCCGGAGAGCUGUGGAAAAAAGGGCCAUCCCCCGGAACAUUGCUGACCAGGUACGCCUGGAGCAGGUCAUGGCUGGAGCCAACCUUAGCAAUGUUCUGUGGUGCAGGCUACGGGAGCUGAAGGAUCAGGGCCCACUACCCACCUUUUUGCAACUGAUGAAGGUGAUACGUGAGGAAGAAGAAGAAGAGGCCUACUUUGAACAUGAGAGCAGAGAGGAGCAGAGGGCAAGGGAGGGCUCUGGUCGCUCGGACAAUUCGAGGAACAACUGAGAGACAUCCCCAUUCUGCUCCUGAUCUCAGGGUCGUAGGGAUAAUGCUUGACAAGGCUAAUCCCAUUAGAGUGGACUCUUCUUUAAAGUGCAGGAUGGAAGUCAAACAUUAGGACCGAAGGUUUUUGUCUUUUUUUCCUUUCUUUUGUUUUGAUGGGGGUCUCACCUUAUAGACCAGGUUGGCCUUGAACUGGCAUUCCUCCUUCCAAGUUCGGAGUUCUGGCAUUAGAGGAAUAUACCACUGCUAGAUCCUCAUCUUGGUUUUUCUUUCUGAGAAAAAAAAAGCCUGGAGUUUGAUGGACUCUAUGUAGAUUGUUUAAAAAAAAAGAAAAGAAAGAAAGAAAGAAAGGAAGGAAGGAAGAAAGAAAAGAAAGAAAAGAAAAGAAAAGAAAAAUCAAGACUAAGUUCCAAUACCUAGAACUCCUGAACUUUAGUUUCCUUUAAGUACACGAAGGUUGGCCAGACAGCUCAGUUUGUCAAGUUGCUUGCCAAUCUCUUCAGAGGGAGUAAUAAUGUGAACAGGAUAUAGAAAUUGGCCAGGCAGGGGCUGGAGAGAUGCUCGGCCAUUAAACAUACUUGCUAUUCUUUUGGAGAACUUCAGAUCACAGUACCCAUGUGGGGGUUCACAACUAUCUAUAACUCUUGUUUCAGGAGAUCCAACACCACCCUCUGGUCUCUUUGGGCACUGCGCACAUGUGGCACACACACAUACAUGCAGGUCAUACAUGUAAAAUAAAAAAAAAUAAAUCUUUAGGAAGAAAAGAACCUGGCUAGGCUGUUUCCAGGCAUUCCAAAAGUGUCCCUGGUUCUCUGGUCCAUGAAUGUCACAAGGAGUUCUGACUUCCCAUUUUCCCCUCCCUGGAGGUUACACUUGAGGGUGGGACCUUCAGCCAGACACUAAUCCAUUUGUAGACAGCUUUAGAAUUAGGCCCAUAGAUUUUUCGUGAUAAAAUGGCUUAUACCUAUCCCCCAACUUUAGCCCAUCUCCUAAAUGAUUUUAGGGUUACCUCAUCAGAGCGGAGAAUUUACAGCAGCCCUGAUCAGGGUUUUCCUGAGUCUCAAUAAGAGAAAACUAUUGCCUUCUGGUCAGAAGAAUGGAAUCUACCUCUUGCCUAGGCAGAGCUUCACCAUUGCAAGCUAACCAAAAUGUAAGAGUUAAUCAAGUCGAGCAGGUCCAUCACCUGGCUAAUGGAUGCCCAUCAGGAAGGCAGAUUCACCUAACUCUAUGCUAAUGAGAUGGGAUGAAUAAUUAUCCCUUUAAUGAGGUCAUGUACUUUUCCUUCCCAGAAUCCCUGCUCUCUGUAAUUUUCAUUUUUUCUUUUUCUUUCUUUUUUUUGGGUGGGGGGGCAGGCCUAAGUCCACACUCUCUAGUAACUUGAGCUGUUUCACUCUCUCCAUGUGACUGCAUGCUAACCCCCUACCUACUCAAAGAAAGCAGGGCUUUCUCUCUUCUUUUUCUCUAUAUCCCUCUUCCAGGCAGGUUUGAUCCCCAAUAACCCAAAGGGUAGAAGGAGAGAACCAAUUCCUGCAAGCUGUCAUUUUACACACACACACACACACACACACACACACACACAUAAUGUAAUUUUUUAAAACCACCCCAAGUAGACCAAUGUCUAUUUAUACCAUAGAAAGAUAAACUGGCCUUAUUAAAAACAACAAUUUAGGGCCGGGCGUGGUGGUGGCGCACGCCUUUAAUCCCAGCACUUGGGAGGCAGAGGCAGGCGGAUUUCUGAGUUCGAGGCCAGCCUGGUCUACAGAGUGAGUUCCAGGACAGCCAGGGCUACACAGAGAAACCCUGUCUCAAAAAACAAAAAACAAACAAAACAAAACAAAACAAAAAAAACAACUUAAGUGAAACACAUAUAUCCUACUUAAUGUGUGCAGCAACCUACUCUUUACAGGGUAUGUGUGUGCUUGCGUGCAUGUAUGUGUGUGUGGAGGAGGGUGGGGUUUGUGGCACACUUCAUGAAGGGAAAGAAGCAAAGGUCAACUGAGUUAAAUGGUCUCAGCACCAAAAUGCUCAGAAGUGAUACCUGAACAGAAGCCCAGAACCAGACUUUAGGAGUCCACCCUCCGCUGUGUGUCACUCCAAUGUGUUUUCUUAGUUCUGUAGAGGAUUGAUUUUUAGCAACAGUGUUUUAAACUCCUUAAAUCUCAAAUACCCAGCAGGUAGGAUCAAGUGUCAGCGCAUCAGCUUUCGUCAAGCUUGCUUUUGUUUUCAGACUGACCCAGGGCUUCGGAGCAAAGCUCCCUGGUGAGCCUAUUCCAACUGUCUUCUAACCAUGGAUAGACUUGAAAAGCUGUAGCGCCUUGUGAGCAUGUGUGCCAGGUCAAGUGCACUAGAGCACCAUAAACAAGCCCUGCUUAGUUACAUGCCAGGCAGAGCUUAGGCAUAGUUAAUGUUUUCUGAACAUCAGUUUCCUUAUCUAAAAAUGGGCUGCCAUUAGGAUCAAGUGGCCUAAUGCUUUUUAAGUGCUUUGAGUAACAUUUGGAACUUAGAGACCCCUCAAUAUACUGAGGAUCUUGGUAUUUUUAGGAUAGUUGUCAGCUCAAUGCAUUUUCUCCUGACUGUUCUUGUGUGGAAACAAGUCAAGAUGUAACAGCCUUCUGUCCCAGUCAGGAUGUGCCUGCAGUCAGGAAGCAUUUUGGCUCUUUUGGGAAAUAAGUGUGCACUAGCUGGUUGUCCACAUCUGUGGUUAGUAUUUCAGAAGUAUUGGUGACUGUGAAUCGACUUGACUUUGAAAUGAUGACCUGUUCUUCUGGGUUGUGAGUUAAUUUAAUUGAAGAAUAAGAAGUUGUAAAAAAAAAAAAAAAAGGUAUAUUUUUAAAGCCAUCAUCUGUGAUGGUUUAUCUUUCUGAAGUAUAUUUCUCAGCACUGUUCAGCUACAGUGAUGUAAUUGUCCUUGACCAUUCUCUCCUGACUCCGUGUGGCUUUGUGUUCCUUGGAAUAACUUCACCAUUGUACUUACCAACAGACUACAGAGUUAAAUGUUACCACUGUGAAGUUACCAAAUAAAUCUGAGUUAGUGAAAUCCUGA